Messenger RNA from Symbiodinium necroappetens, 1374 nucleotides. The record is from the annotation of a GenBank genome assembly. Lineage: Eukaryota; Dinophyceae; Suessiales; Symbiodiniaceae.
AUGGGCGAUGCAGCCUGUCUGCAACCGACCGCCUUGCACAUUUCAGCGAAUCCCGCGCAGCUCGAUGGAUUUCGAUGGCGGGCGGAGACCCACGGCUCAGUACCUGGAAGGCCGCCUGCAUUGGGACAUGGGCGAGGAUGCGGUAGAUGCGGCCUUUCCAGUCGCCUGGUUGUGGCCACGUUAUUCGGAUUGUGGAGCAGGAGAAGACCUUGUGUGACAACAAUGCUCCUGGCCAAGAAAAAGGGCUUUGCACCGGAAGAGCCCAAAGAGGUCGAAGUUCUGGAUACCGUCGUCGUCGAGGGAAAAAAUGCUUCUGAUUCCUCGGAAGAUGCCGUGUUGCCCGAGGUAUUUACUGAGGACAUGAGAGACCUGCGGCAGGCUGCAGAGGACGGAGACCGGGACGCGCAGUUCCGCUAUGGCAAGGCCUUGCUGAAGGGCUGGGAGGGCCAGGAGGCGAACCAAGCCUCGGCUGCUGAGUGGUUGCUCCGGGCCGCCGAGGGGGGCCAGCGAGCUGCUCAGAGCGCUUUGGGAGAGAUGUACUACACCGGCCUUGGCAGGCCGCAGAAUAAGGAGCUCGCUUUAGAAUGGUACAUGAAAGCCGCCAAGUCUGGAGACAUGGAUGGCCAGUAUCACGUGGGCGAGAUGUACCACGAGGGCGAAGGGGUGAAGGUAAGCAAGCGGAGGGCGGGAAGAUGGUUUCUAAAGGCUGCUGAACAAGGCCGCAAGGAAGCUCAGUACAACGUCGCGAUGAUGUUCCACUUCGGAAACGGAUUGGCGGCGGAUCGGGAGGCUGCCUCUCAAUGGUACCGGAAAGCAGCCGAGCAGGGUCUGAUGGAAGCCCAGUACAGUCUUGGUGUUAUGCUGGAACGGGGUGAGGGGAUCGAAGUGGACAAGGCUGAGUCUGCCAAGUGGUACCAAAAGGCAGCUGAAGCUGGCCACAUUGCUGCCCAGAAUAACUUGGGCGCUGCCUACUACCUGGGGGAAGGUGUUGAGGAGAACAAAGCCACAGCAGCGAUGUGGUUCGAGAAAGCUGCCAGAGAAGGCACACAGCUGCUUCUGCCGCCCCUGCUUGCUGCUACAGAGUACACGCUCCGAGUUUGCAGCACGAACUGCGUGGGCGACUCCGAGGGCGCGGUUCUUCUUCUGAAGACGAAGCCUGGCACACCAGCUGCACCGAAGCCACCGCGGUCGCGCUGGCCAGCUGGAGCAGGACCACUCCGUCUAAGCUGGCGAGCACCAGAGGAUGGUGGAAGCCCGGUAGUGGAGUACGAGGUUCUCGUGGCAGCUUGCCAUAAUGAGUCGGAGAUUUUGGCAGCCCUGCACGUGCAGCACACAGAGGUGAAGAUUGCAGGUUGGCUGCAGGGGCGAUUUUGA